UCCCAUCCAGCCUUCUCCCCCGCCUCCACUUCUACCUUGCCCCUCUUUCCACGGCCCCUCACCCACACCAACACUUAACCCGUAAUGCCGUAAUGGCUCAUCAUGGCGAGCGAACGGAGUACUUUGGAACUAGCCGUCGUAGUACAUGCCAAAUACUCCCCACACGCAUCGCUUUCCCCCAAAUCAAAACCCAGCAGAGAGACGGAGAUGAUUCGCUUGCUGCUUCCUUCCCCCGCUCGUCCACAUCCCCGUCCCGUCUCAUAAACUUCGGCCUCUCUGCAACUCCCUCCUCCCCCACUACUUUCCUCCAACUUCCCACUCCUUUAAUUGAAGCCAGAGCCGCGGGGGCUCGCGAGUCGUGAUUAGCUAGCCUGCUGCGCGGCCGGCCGAGGAGGAGGAGAUCUCUUGCCUGUGCUGUUGGUCUCUUUUCUCCUUGCUUCACGAAUCACGAGGGUGGGGAGGGGAGGGGCGAUGGUGGGGUCGCCGACGAAGCGGCUGGCGCGGCGGGUGAUGAAGAGGCCGCUGGAGAAGGCCGGGAUGGUGGGGCUCGCCGUGAUGGCCACGGCCACCGCCGCGCUCCUGCUGCUCGUCUGCGCCGCGUCGCUCCGCUGCUCCGCCGCCCUCGACUACGCGCUCGCGGCGCCCAGGAAGCUCUGGAGCGGCGGGGUCUCCAUCGCGGCCGAGACGUCGCCGUCGCCGUCGGCGGAGAGGGGGCGCGGCGCCCAUGCGGCGGCGGCGAUGGUGGUAGGGGAGGAGUGCGACCUGUUCAACGGGAGCUGGAUGUGGGAUGACACCUACCCGCUCUACGAGUCCAAGGACUGCCCCUUCUUAGACGUCGGGUUCCGGUGCUCGGAAAACGGCCGGCCGGACGCUUCCUAUGUCAAAUGGCGGUGGCAGCCGUCGCGCUGCGAUCUACCCAGAUUUGAUGCCAAAUUUAUGCUCGAGAAGCUACGGAAUAGAAGGGUGGUAUUUGUUGGUGAUUCAAUUGGAAGGAACCAAUGGGAGUCUCUGCUUUGUAUGCUCUCUAGUGCUGUUCCUAACAAGAAGUCCAUCUAUGAAAUUAAUGGGAGUCCCAUCACAAAGCACAUGGGUUUCUUGAUUUUCAAAUUUAGCGACUACAAUUGCACUGUGGAGUAUUACAGAUCUCCUUUUAUAGUCCUUCAAGGCCGUGCACCAGCUGGAGCCCCUAAGGUUGUUAAGUACACAGUUAGGGUGGAUGCCAUGGAUUGGAUGUCGGGCCGCGGUAAGUGGAGCAGUGCUGAUAUUUUGAUCUUUAACACCGGGCAUUGGUGGAACUACGAGAAAACUACCAGAGGGGGCGCCUAUUUCCAAGAAGGAAGUGAGGUGAAGAUGGAGAUGACUGUUAUUGAUGCGUACCAAAAAUCAAUACGAACACUAUCCAAUUGGCUUCACAAAGAAGUUAACACAAGCAACACCCAGGUCAUCUUCCGUACUUAUGCUCCUGUGCACUUCAGAGGUGGUGACUGGAGGAGUGGAGGGAGUUGCCACUUGGAAACUCUUCCUGACGCGACGCCACUCAAAUCACUGGAGCAAUGGGCUGACAUGCUUCAACCUGUGCAUAAUGUUCUUGGGAGCAGCAUCAGGCCCAAGCUGGCUGGGUUGGCUAUAUUGAACGUGACACAGAUGACAGCGCAGCGGAAAGAUGGUCACCUCUCAGUAUACCUCAGCCCUUCAGGGCCUGUCCCUCUGCACAGACAGGAUUGCAGCCAUUGGUGCUUGCCUGGAGUUCCUGAUACAUGGAACGAGCUUCUGUACGCUGUCUUCAUGAAAAGGCAAACGAUGAUGAACCAAAAUGUUUCUCUUGCUGGCUCAACAACACUGAACACAGGCUGACUAAAAUCCUGGGGUAGGUUACCUGAUGCUCGCCCGGUGAAGCUUGGCAUCUAAGGUUCGUGCCUGUGACGAUGAUGCUGUCGAUGUGCUUCCCACUUAGGUAGCCUAAUGGUGAAAUGCAUUUUUGGCACAAGAUAGGAGCUGGCUUGCAGGAAGCUGCACCAAUCUGCUCUGUUGUAUGCCGAGAGGUUAGUGAGUAUAAGAGCAAAAUUGAAGAAAGUCGUACAUAUAGCUGAAAUGUGAUAGUCUGUGUUUCGUAGAGGCGGCAAAAGUGUUAGCCGAUGUGAUCACAGAUUAGGGGGGCUGCAGUCGGUGAUGCAGGUAGUAUAUUGGCUGCUGUCAUAAUGAGGGUGUUACCGUGGUGACUGUAUGUAAUUCAUGAAUUUUUUAUCCUUCACGGCAUAUUCUCAGUGGCUACAGCAGUUUUUUUUA
Hordeum vulgare subsp. vulgare (domesticated barley) is the source of this 2286-nucleotide messenger RNA. Its product is annotated as protein trichome birefringence-like 10. The record is from RefSeq and is a predicted model, not a curated record. The coding region runs from base 472 to 1854 and encodes 460 amino acids. Gene Ontology annotation, cellular component: Golgi apparatus. The transcript has 4 exons. Gene Ontology annotation, molecular function: O-acetyltransferase activity. NCBI's taxonomy places the organism in Eukaryota, Viridiplantae, Streptophyta, Magnoliopsida, Poales, Poaceae.